AUGGCCACACUCAGCCAGGCCAGACAGCAGCUGCAACGCGUCGCCGCAAAAUGGCCAGCUGACCCCUUUCGCCCGAAUCUGCAGCUCAGGAAUCUCCUGGAGUCUCUGGCGAACCAUCCAAAUCUCACCGCGCAGGCUGUUACGGCCGCCCGUGCGCUCCAAGAUGACCACUUCCUCCGCAAGUAUCCGUUGUCAGAUAGAAUCCUGAAGCCGGCUUCUACGCCGCAGUAUUACACACGGUUGGUCGAAGGCUACGAGAAAAGCGCGAAAGGUAUCGGCAGGCCUUGGUGGAAGAGAUUCUUCGGGAUAUGGUAG
This is a messenger RNA of Fomitopsis serialis, 315 nucleotides long. RefSeq lists its product as uncharacterized. Bases 1 to 315 code for a protein of 104 amino acids. Gene Ontology annotation, molecular function: ribosome binding. The transcript has 2 exons. Lineage: Eukaryota; Fungi; Basidiomycota; Agaricomycetes; Polyporales; Fomitopsidaceae. The record is from RefSeq and is a predicted model, not a curated record. Gene Ontology annotation, biological process: mitochondrial respiratory chain complex III assembly. Gene Ontology annotation, cellular component: mitochondrion; Cbp3p-Cbp6 complex.